CUCCUCCUCCUGGCGCGGCGCUGCCUGCGCGCUGCUGGCUGAGCUGCGCGGCUGUGCGCGGCGCGGAGUUUGCUUUGUGCCCGCGGUCGCGACAGGACGGCCCGCAGCCAUGGAAGAGUUAAUAGUAGAGCUGCGACUGUUUCUUGAACUUCUGGACCAUGAAUAUCUGACGUCCACUGUCAGGGAGAAGAAGGCAGUAAUAACUAACAUUCUCCUGAGGAUACAGUCAUCAAAAGGUUUUGAAAUAAAAGAACAUGUGCAGAAAACAGAAGUUGCCAACAGCCUGCCAGCACCUCCUCAAAUGCCUCUGCCAGAAAUACCUCAGCAGUGGCUGCCACCAGAUAAUGGGCCUCCGCCAUUACCGACAUCUUCCCUUCCGGAGGGCUAUUAUGAAGAGGCAGUGCCACUUAGUCCUGGGAAGGCUCCUGAAUAUAUCACUUCCAAUUAUGACUCAGAUGCUAUGAGCAGCUCUUAUGAAUCCUAUGAUGAAGAGGAAGAGGAUGGAAAGGGGAAGAAAAUGAGACAUCAGUGGCCUUCUGAGGAAGCUUCUAUGGAUCUGGUGAAGGAUGCCAAAAUUUGUGCCUUCCUACUUAGAAAGAAACGAUUCGGGCAAUGGACCAAACUACUGUGUGUUAUCAAAGAAAACAAACUACUGUGUUACAAAAGUUCUAAGGACCAGCAGCCCCAGAUGGAGCUGCUCCUGAAUGACUGCAGCAUCACCUACAUCCCCAAAGACAGCAAAAAGAAGAAACAUGAGCUGAAAAUCUCGCACCAAGGAGCGGAUGCACUAGUCCUGGCAGUACAGAGCAAAGAGCAGGCGGAGCAGUGGCUAAAGGUCAUAAAAGAUGUGUGCAACAACUGUACGGGCACUGUGGACUCUGAUGGGCCAUUGUCUAGUUCUCCAGUACACAAGACAGAGCUGGAAAAGAAGUUGUCAUCUGAGAGACCAAGUUCAGAUGGGGAGGGUGCUGUGGAAAAUGGCAUCACCACAGUGUGCAAUGGAAAAGAACAAGUGAAGAGAAAAAAAAGUUCAAAAACAGAAGCCAAGGGCACUGUGACUAAAGUAACAGGGAAAAAAAUAACGAAGAUCAUUGGUUUAGGAAAGAAAAAGCCAUCAACAGAUGAACAGACCUCAUCAGCUGAAGAAGAUGUUCCAACAUGUGGAUAUCUCAAUGUGCUCUCAAAUAACCGUUGGCGUGAGCGCUGGUGCCGAGUGAAAGACAAUAAACUCAUUUUCCACAAGGACAGGACAGAUCUGAAGACACACAUUGUUUCUAUCCCUCUCCGUGGAUGUGAAGUCAUCCCAGGACUGGAUUCAAAGCAUCCUCUGACCUUCCGGCUGCUUCGAAAUGGGCAGGAGGUUGCUGUGCUUGAGGCAUCUUCCUCUGAAGACAUGGGCAGAUGGAUAGGGAUGUUGCUUGCAGAAACGGGAUCUUCGACAGACCCCGGAGCUCUGCACUAUGACUACAUCGAUGUGGAAAUGACAGCAAGUGUCAUCCAGGCUGCAAAACAGACCUUCUGUUUUAUGAACAGGCGAGUUAUAUCCACAAAUCCAUACCGGGGAAGCACUGCCAAUGGCUAUGCAUGUCCGAGUGGAAUGGCACUUCAUUACGAUGAUGUUCCCUGCAUAAAUGGAUCGUGGGAACCAGAAGAUGGCUUUCCUUCUUCUCGUAGCAGGAGCAUGGGAGAAGAAAUGCUUUAUGAUAACGCAGGCCUGUACGAUAACUUGCCGUCUCCAAAAAUCUUUGCACGCUAUCCGCCAGCUGACAGGAAAACCAAUAGGUUAUCUACUGACAAACUCUCCUCUAACCAUUACAAACACCCUGUCUCAUCCAAUCUGUCUUCUGCUCAGUCUGUCACUAAUACCUCUGCUGUGGGGAGGGGAUCUGUCUCACAGUUCAAAGGCAAGAAACCUCCUGCAACUGCUAACGGGAUCACUGGAAAAGUGAGAACAUUAAAUAGCCAACCGAAGAAACCUGAAUCAGUGUCAUGUGUGAAGCGCACAGCAUCCAAUGCAGAACAGUACAAAUAUGGUAAGAAUCGUGUGGAGGCUGAUGCAAAGAGGUUGCAGAGCAAAGAAGAGGAACUGCUAAAGAGGAAAGAAGCACUGCGGAAUAGGCUGGCCCAGCUCCGAAAAGAAAGAAAAGAUCUACGUGCUGCCAUCGAAGUCAAUGCUGGCAGGAAGACCCAAGUGAUUCUUGAAGACAAGUUAAAGAAGCUGGAAGAGGAAUGUAAGACAAAGGAGGCUGAGCGUGUAAACCUGGAGCUAGAACUGACUGAGGUGAAAGAGAGCCUUAAGAAAGCCCUGGCUGGUGGGAUCACAUUGGGCUUGGCUAUUGAGCCCAAGUCAGGAACAUCAAGCCCACAGUCUCCAAUUUUCAAGCACCGAACUUUGGAAAACUCUCCAAUCUCCAGCUGUGAUACCAGUGACACUGAGUGCUCAAUACCUGUGAACAGUGCAGCAGCUCUGAAGCGACCUCCCUCAUCAAAUAGUUCUCCAUGUCGGGGGCAUGUACUUCGAAAAGCAAAGGAAUGGGAGAUGAAAAACGGAACAUAAAUACAGCAAAACCACUCACUUUCCAUAAAGGCCUUGCCUAUUAUGGACCACAAUAUAGGCUGCAAAGGACUCACCCGGUGUAUCAAGCGAUACAACAUAAGAGGUUUUAUAAUUCUGUUAAGUUAAUGGUAGCUUGGCGCUAAUUUGCCUGUAUUCCCUCUACUGUAUUGCUGUGUAACUACAUGUGCCCCUUUUUAUUACCUGUAACUCUUUAUUUCCAGCUUCACUGGUAACGCAAAUGGAAACCAAAAAGCAAACCAACCAUAGUAAGUAAAAAGAGGCAUAUAGUUGCAACUGAAAGUUUACUUUGCUGAAACAGUACAGACCAGCAAUGUGAAUUACAUUGCAUUAAAUGGCCUGAACAGCACUGAAGACUGGUGCAUUAUUUAAGACAGAUGUGAACUCAUUUCAGAUAAGUACUCUUGCAGGUAACAUGCUUUGGAGAGCUCUGCAUGCCACAGAGGUAGCUGAGGCAAGUAGUCACAUUGCUCUUAGUGGUCCAUGUGGCAAAAGAAAACUGAAGAAAUGGCUUCACAUGAAUGGCAUGACCUGCUUGGACUGGGAAGUAGGGAGUUCAUCACUGCUACUGCCUUGAUGGCAGUGGAAUGACACAACUCAGCUGUGAAGA
Molecule: messenger RNA, 3185 nt
Organism: Phasianus colchicus (ring-necked pheasant)
Lineage: Eukaryota; Metazoa; Chordata; Aves; Galliformes; Phasianidae
Gene: AFAP1
Product: actin filament associated protein 1
Cellular component (GO): cytosol
Molecular function (GO): SH3 domain binding; SH2 domain binding
Source: RefSeq, a predicted model, not a curated record